GAAAACACUGCUCAGCUUUCUGCUUGAAAUGCAAAUAAUCAGCAAAUAAAAUAAAAAUCAAUACAAAGCAACGAUACUAGCCCACCAUAAUUUUAUUCGCAUGCAAAGAACAAAUAAUAUUUAUUUUAGUUAAAAAGUAACCCUCCCGCUGACUCUCGAAACUGCGGUAAAGAAAAUGUACUUUUUUACGAGCUCUGAACUUUCGUGCCAGUGACGUUUAGGGUGAAAGAGCAUCAAAAGUAAACAAGAUGGCGGCGGUCAGUAAUGAGCAACGUGAAUCUGAUGAGAAUGUUUUGAAUCAGAGUACAGAAGAAGAAGAUUGCACUGUUCUUAGUUUUAAAGAAUUGGGAGUUACAGAUGUAUUGUGUGAAGCUUGUGAACAACUUGGAUGGAAGCAGCCAACCAAAAUCCAGAUAGAAGCUAUCCCACUGGCUCUGCAGGGACGAGAUGUUAUUGGACUUGCAGAGACUGGCUCGGGUAAGACAGGGGCAUUUGCUCUCCCAAUUUUGCAAGCCUUGCUGGAAACCCCACAACGUCUCUUUGCCCUUGUACUGACUCCAACACGAGAGCUUGCCUUUCAGAUUUCAGAGCAGUUUGAAGCUUUGGGUUCUUCCAUUGGAGUGAAAUGUGGUGUUAUUGUUGGAGGAAUUGACAUGAUGGCACAGUCACUAGUCCUGGCCAAAAAGCCCCAUGUAGUCAUUGGUUACCCUGCUUCUCUAGUUAAUCAAUUGGCUCAAGAGGUCACUGAAAACGGAGAACAUAAAUUUUUUCCGUUGUUGGGUAGAGGUUUGCAGGUGGUUGAGCAAAGUGAGCAACCUGAGCAAUUUGAUAUUCACAAUAGUUUCAUUUACACAUUUUCUAAAGAUUCUCAGCAGGUGGAACAAACGGUGUUGAAACAUUGGCCUGUUUUAACACUUCAUGAAGAUUUUAAGAACAUAACAUUUUCCAGUACUUGCCUUAUUGAAAUCAGGUUUGCUGGUGAGCUGAAGACUGUUCACAUACUUGGCAGGCAAAAAGUAAGAACGGUUGAUAAAAUUUUGAAGGUGAUUCCUAGGGAAAGGAGGACAUUUCUCUUCUCUGCAACAAUGACCAAGAAGGUACAAAAGCUCCAACGGGCUGCAUUAAAAGAUCCUGUAAUGUGUGCGGUUUCCACUAAAUACCAGACAGUUGACAAAUUGCAGCAGUAUUACAUCUUUAUCCCAGCCAAGUUCAAGGACUGCUACUUGGUUUAUAUUUUGAAUGAGCUAGCUGGCAACUCUUUCAUCAUAUUCUGCAGUACGUGCAACAAUACACAACGUACAGCUCUAAUGCUUCGCAACCUGGGUUUCAUGGCCAUACCACUGCAUGGCCAGAUGAGCCAGAACAAGCGUCUUGGUGCCCUGAAUAAAUUUAAGGCAAAAGCACGGUCAAUCCUUUUAGCUACAGAUGUGGCGAGUAGAGGACUUGAUAUUCCUCAUGUGGAUGUGAUUAUUAAUUUUGACAUUCCGACCCACUCCAAAGACUACAUCCACAGAGUGGGAAGAACAGCCAGAGCAGGUCGAUCGGGAAAAUCAAUCACCUUUGUGACACAGUAUGAUGUUGAGCUUUUCCAACGUAUUGAACAUUUGAUUAUGAAAAAGCUCCCAGCAUUCCCUGCUCAAGAAGAAGAGGUAAUGAUGCUGGUGGAGCGAGUGGCAGAAGCUCAGAGAUUUGCACGGAUUGAAAUGAGAGACCAGUCUGAAAAGAAAAAACGUCGAAAAGGUGAUGAUGAUGACACUGAAGAGUCUACAGGGGUUCGCAAGAUGGUAGCUGGUGGGAAGAUGCGGAAGAAAAAGAAAUUUCACUAACUGCAUUGACAGCCCUUGUAAAACUUCAUUAAAAUGGACUGCGAGCUGUCUGCCCGAGUUCAUCUAGAUCUUGAAAGGCUUAGACAACUGACCGUCCUUAUUGUAACAUAGUUUGGCCAGAUAGUAAAGGGGACAUUGAAAACAAAACAAAGAUGAUUCUGAGUUCCAUUGCUUGCAGAAUUCUUUCAGAAAGUUUGUCUCAUCUUUGUCCUGUUCAUUACAGUUGUGCCAGUGAAUUUGCUGAGCUUGCUGCUAGGAACUACAGCAGUGAACUGCAGUUAUUACCUUAUAAAUUUCCGUAAAGCGGGAAGAAGUUUCUUGUCUUGGAUUUAAAUGCAUUUUAUGGAGAAUGACUACAGCAAGACACAAUUGCUUCACUUUGCAGAUGGGCCAUGAACUUAAACUGCUUUUGGAGCUGGCAUAGGACCAAUUUGUUAAAGUUCUUAGCCUUCUGAUUUUGCAGAAGCCAAAAACAGUUACUAAAGUGCAUUUUGCUACAGGUCCAUUUGGAAAAUUAACAGACUUGAGGAAGAAUGUUAUUUUGAUGAUGUUUACAUCUCCAAGGUAACCUAUCCAUCAUAUUUAAAAAGGAACGCAAUGUAAAAAUUUGGAUGUAAUAUUCUGUAAGAAAAGCUUCUGUUCAAAAAACUAUUUAUAUUAAAAAUAUUACUUUUGUUUGCA
Molecule: messenger RNA, 2507 nt
Organism: Protopterus annectens (West African lungfish)
Lineage: Eukaryota; Metazoa; Chordata; Ceratodontiformes; Protopteridae
Gene: DDX47
Product: DEAD-box helicase 47
Exons: 13
Coding region: 249-1826 (525 amino acids)
Molecular function (GO): RNA helicase activity; nucleic acid binding; ATP binding
Source: RefSeq, a predicted model, not a curated record